Anopheles coluzzii is the source of this 4442-nucleotide messenger RNA. RefSeq lists its product as uncharacterized. The transcript has a single exon. The record is from RefSeq and is a predicted model, not a curated record. Bases 2823 to 4433 code for a protein of 536 amino acids. Lineage: Eukaryota; Metazoa; Arthropoda; Insecta; Diptera; Culicidae.
GCCCUUAUCCACCACCUGAUAUUUUUAAUCCACCUUGCUGUAGUGAUCGGGUUGAGCGCUUCACCUGUUCUUUCGCAAUAGAAGACACAACGCAUACACAUUCGUUUCGCACGACAGAUACCUAUCAACUGACUCUUUAUUUUGACAUAACCUGUUCCCUACAAUACCCAUAACUGUUGUGUCCGCUCAAAUGCAACAUGUGACGCUGAUGUACGGCACAAACAGAACAUGUAUUUUAUUACUAUCUUUGGUAUAUGUUCAACCGUUUACAAUAAUAAAAAACACCCAGUGCUGUAAAAUGUCACUAUCAAUGUCAUAAAAAAAUCUGACUGAAACAAAAUCCAUAUCAGCGUCACGUACUCAAUUGUGAUUAUCAGAGGUGAUACUCAGAACGAUUGGUGUGUGUAGUAGGCUAUGACUACCUAACAGUGGGAUUUUGCCUCAGCAGAAUUUCACUUCCUAGGCAUAGUAGCCUAUGCCAUGUUUAGUAAUAAAUUAGUUCAUAGUUAACCACCAAACUAGCAAGUUGGUUUUUAUUUGCUCUCUGUGUGAACUGUAACAUUUGGCGACGAGGAAAAGUUCAGAAGCAUCUCGAAGGUCUUUUUAGCGAAAUCAUCGAAUAACGAAAGUGUCCCAAGAGGAUCUGCGAAAUGCCAUCGUCCAACUCACGAAUCUCGUCGCGAAGCAGCAGCAGCAGAUCGAAAAUUUAGCAAAUCGAACUUUUUCGACGGCGGCUAGCGGAAGUGAGAAGACAAUCGAGUCGUUGGCAAAUGGAAUUCAAGAUUUCCUGUACGAUCCGGACGCAGGAGUUUUCUUUGAUGCAUGGUACGCUAGAUACGAAGACGUCUUCAUUCAGGAUGGUCAUUCUCUCGACGAUGCCGCCCGUGUGAGAUUGCUUCUACGCAAAUUAAGCACCCCUCUGCACGAUAAGUACGUGAACACUAUUCUGCCAAAGCAUCCUCGCGAUUUCUCUCUGGAUGAGACCGUUACAAAACUGAAGAAGUUGUUUGGUCGCCAGAAGUCGGUUUUUCACUCCCGUUACCAGUGCCUGCAGUACGCCAAGAGUGACGCGGAUGAUUUUACUUCGUAUGCUGCCAUGGUGAACAAACACUGCGAAGCGUUUCAACUUUCCAAGCUCACGUCGGAUCAAUUACAGGGUUUUCAAUGAUAUUACAGGGUUUUCAAUGAUAUUAUUGACGUGUUCAGCGAGUUGUUGAUUCGUUCGGGCAUAUAAUUGACACUUUCAGCGAGAUAUUGAAUUGUUCGGAAGCAGGCGUUGACAAGUUCGGCGAUACUAUAGAGCUGUCACUUUCGUACCCCUUGGACUGCAGCUUGGAUCAUUCUCAUCAGAAGGUAAACAAACGGUUUUCGUAAAAAUAUGUUUGUUUUAACUAAUUCAUGUAUUAAACAGCUUGGGGAAUGAUUAUUAGCUACUUUUAGGACUUCUAAGAAUAAAAAAUUGAACCCUGCGGCACAGUGUGUAAACAAAACAAAUGACAGCACUACAGAAUCGCUGAACAUGUCAACGCCUGCUUACGAACAAUUCAAUAUCUCACUGAAAGUGUCAAUUAUAUGCCCGAACGAAUCAACAACUCGCUUAACAUGUCAAUAAUAUCAUUGAAAACCCUGUAUUGACGUGUUCAGCGAGUUGUUGAUUCGUUCGGGCAUAUAAUUGACACUUUCAGCGAGAUAUUGAAUUGUUCGGAAGCAGGCGUUGACAAGUUCGGCGAUACUAUAGAGCUGUCACUUUCGUACCCCUUGGACUGCAGCUUGGAUCAUUCUCAUCAGAAAGUAAACAAACGGUUUUCGUAAAAAUAUGUUUGUUUUAACUAAUUCAUGAAUUAAACAGCUUGGAGAAUGAUUAUUAGCUACUUUUAGGACUUUUCAGAAUGAAAAAUUGAACCCUGCGGCACAGUGUGUAAACAAAACAAAUGACAACACUACACAAUUGCUGAACUUGUCAACGCCUGCUUACGAACAAUUCAAUAUCUCGCUGAAAGUGUCAAUUAUAUGCCCGAACGAAUCAACAACUCGCUGAACAUGUCAAUAAUAUCAUUGAAAACCCUGUAAAAGCUCUCCGAUUUGUCUGUGGACUCCAAUCGCCACGGGAUGCGGACAUCCGAGCUAGAUUGAUUUCGAAACUGGAAGCUGAUGAAACUGCAGUUGUUGAACAAGGAGAAGCUGCAAGUAAGGUGACUUUGGAAAACCUGGUGGAAGAAUGUCAUCGUGUGGCCAACCUUAAGCAUGACUCGCAGAUGGUGGAAAACAAGGAGGCUUGCUCCGUCAACGCCAUUUCGCGCAACCAGAAUCAUUCUUCUUUGAAGAAGACCAACAAAGUGCCCAAGACACCCUGCUGGAAAUGUGGGGAACUGCACUACGUUCGUGAAUGUCUGUUUGCAUCGCACAUGUGUACUAGAUGCAAGCAGCAAGGACAUAAAGAAGGCUACUGUUCAAGCAGUAAGCCCGCUGCAUCCAAGCCUUUCAAGCAAUGGAAGCCCAAAGAGAGCAUGAAGACGAAUGGCAUUUACACUGUUCGCAACGUCGGAAGAAAACGCAAAUUCGUCUCGGUCGAGCUCAAUGGGGUAGCAGUCAAGCUUUAGCACGACUCGGCGUCCGACAUCACCAUCAUUUCGAACGAAACAUGGGCUAGCAUCGGACGACCACCCACUCAACCGACCGAUGAAUCUGCUGUCACAGCGUCUGGUAGUGAUUUGAAUCUCCUCGCAGAGUUUCAAGCCGACAUCACUAUUAACAACGUGACCAAGACAGGGUGCAUUUUCAUCUCUGAUAGCGCCGAUCUCAACGUUUUGGGAAUCGAUACUAUGGAUCUGUUUGAUCUGUGGUCCGUACCGAUUAACAGCUUGGUCAACGUCGUACAUCAAAACUCUGACCAAUACGUUGAUCGCCUCAAGCACCAGUUUCCGGAGGUUUUUCGAAGCACGCUGGGUAGAUGCACAAAAGCGCAAGUGAAGUUAUACUUGAAGCCUGAUGCCCGUCCAUGCUACUGUCCGAAGCGACCAGUGGCGUAUGCGGCUCUUUCCAAAGUAGAUGCGGAACUCGAAAGGCUCGAAACAAACGGUAUAAUUUCUCCAGUUCAAUUCUCGGACUGGGCAGCACCAAUAGUCGUCGUACGGAAGUCGGAUAAUGUUUCGGUCCGUGUGUGCGGUGAUUAUUCUACGGGGCUGAACAACGCGCUGGAAUGUGACCGUCAUCCUCUACCUCAUCCUGACGAUCUUUUCGCGGAGCUGGCUGGGGCACGCUAUUUCACACACCUUGACUUAUCAGACGCCUAUCUACAAGUUGAGGUCGAGGUGGAAUCGCGCAAGCUACUUACCGUGAACACACAUCGCGGCCUUUUCCAGUACAACCGACUUCCUCCUGGAAUCAAGUCGGCACCUGGCGCUUUCCAACGCAUUAUUGACAGCAUGGUGGCUGGCAUCUCUGGAGUGAAACCUUACCUUGAUGAUAUCUUCAUUGCUGGCCGCACCAAAGAGGAGCACGGCCGUAUCCUCUAUGCUGUUCUCGAACGCGUCCGUGAGUAUGGUUUCCAUUUACGCCUUGAAAAAUGUCGUUUCGCGCUUCCCCAGAUCGGUUUCCUUGGAUUGAUCGUCGACAAGGACGGUGUUCGGCCUGACCCGUCCAAAACAGAAGCCAUUGCCAAGAUGCCACCCCCGAAGGACGUGAAGCAACUUCGCUCCUACCUCGGAGCUAUCAACUAUUAUGGUCGAUUCGUUCCACAGAUGAAGCACCUCAGGGCUCCCCUAGAUGACCUGCUGAAAAAGGAUGCUCGCUGGAACUGGACAAAAGAGUGUCAGAAAUCUUUUGAGCAGUUCAAGACCAUUUUACUCUCCGACCUGCUGCUUACUCACUAUGACCCAUCUAAGGAGAUCAUCGUCGCGGCAGACGCAUCGAAGUAUAGUCUAGGCGCUGUCGUCAUGCAUCGUUUACCCACCGGUGAGGUGAAGGCAAUCGCACAUGCUUCUCGCUCACUGACGGCAGCGGAAAUUAACUACGGCCAAGUGGAAAAGGAAGCAUUGGCGUUGAUAUUCGCUGUCACCCGUUUCCAUAAGAUUCUGUACGGACGGCAUUUCACUCUCCAAACCGAUCAUCAACCGCUACUCAAAGUUUUCGGCUCGAAAAAAGGAAUACCUGUUUACACAGCCAAUCGUCUGCAACGUUGGGCUUUGACACUUCUCCUGUAUGACUUCGAGAUCAAGCACAUCUCGACGAUGAAUUUCAGCUACUCAGACUUCCUGUCCCGGCUGAUGUCAUCACAGCGCAGAUCAGAUGAGGAUUACGUCAUAGCUGCCGUCUAUGUCGAAUCCGAAGCAAAGGCGAUUCUCGAAGACUCCAUCAACAAUCUGCUAGUCACACAUCAGAUGAUUGUGGCUGAGACACGUAAGGAUGCUGUUCUGCAGCAAGUGAUUAGUUAAAUCAAUGAA